AUGGCACUUUGUAGAGGUAGUUUAUGCAAGCCUCAAAUUCCAUUGCUUCCCCGUUCUGUAAAUUUGAUGCAAUCACCAACAAAAUUUUCAACCACUCCUUCACUAUCAAUUUCUGCCUCCAAAAUUCUUCGCAAUCCGCCUUUUCCACGGUUUUGCUGCACAUCCGAUUCCACCUCCUCCACGUCUUCUGUUGAAUGUAAUACGCCUUCUUCAACCAAAAUCUUCAUCAAAGGACUUCCCCUCUUAACCUCUGAAGUGGAUUUAGCCAAAGUGUUUUCAAUGUUUGGUGAAGUUACUAAAGUCAAGCUUUUGAUAGAUAAAGAAUCGGGACAGUCUCUAGGAUUUGCAUAUAUUUGGUUUGUCAAUGAAGAGUCUGCACAAUCGGCUGUAAAAGUGAUGAAUGGAAAGUUUUUUGAUGGCAGGUUUAUUUAUGUUACAAUCGCAAGGCCAGGAUCCUCAAAAAAUUUGAAGAAGACAAGAGCCUACAAAUUCUAA
Messenger RNA from Lathyrus sativus (Indian pea), 495 nucleotides. The record is from the annotation of a GenBank genome assembly. Lineage: Eukaryota; Viridiplantae; Streptophyta; Magnoliopsida; Fabales; Fabaceae.